CGGCUACCCGGUAUACCAGGGUUUUUGAAGGGGUUCUUCUUCCCAUUCGUCUCAUCUCCCUUCCUAUCUUCUUCUCCGUACGAAGACCAUAGUCUCUCACAACCACCAUUGACAAAAAGGUCGGCGAGACUAAAACCCCAAAUAUGGGUUCUCUGGAUAACGUGGCAGACAAAGCAAUGGACAGAGAAAAACAAGCUGCAGAAGAACAGGACGAGCCCAUUCUGAAAGAACAGAACCAGAGGUUUUGCAUGUUCCCCAUUAGGUACAAGCAACUCUGGGAGAUGUACAAGAAGGCUGUGGCUAGCUUUUGGACUGCUGAGGAGGUUGAUCUCUCCCAGGACAUGCGGGAUUGGGAAACAUUGUCUGGUUCGGAGAAGCACUUUAUCAGUCAUGUGCUAGCCUUUUUUGCUGCUUCUGAUGGUAUUGUGUUGGAGAACUUGGGUGCAAGAUUCCUUAAUGAUGUUCAAGUUCCAGAGGCUAGAGCAUUCUAUGGAUUUCAGAUUGCAAUGGAGAACAUCCAUUCUGAAAUGUACAGUUUGCUUCUGGAGACGUACAUCAAGGACCCAAGUGAAAAGCAUAGAUUGUUUAAUGCAAUAGAAAACAUUCCUUGUGUGGCCAGGAAGGCUAACUGGGCGUUGGAUUGGAUCAACAGCAGUUCCAAUUCAUUUGCAGAGAGACUACUUGCUUUUGCUUGUGUUGAAGGAAUCUUCUUCUCUGGGAGCUUUUGUUCCAUUUUCUGGCUUAAAAAGAGGGGCCUGAUGCCAGGUUUGGCAUUCUCAAAUGAACUGAUAUCCAGAGAUGAGGGUCUGCACUGUGACUUUGCUUGCCUUUUGUAUAGUUUGUUACAGAAGCAACUUCAUUGGCAAAAGGUUCAUCUCAUCAUUGAUGCUGCUGUUGAAAUUGAGAUAGAGUUUGUAUGUGAUGCCCUCCCUUGUGCAUUGAUUGGCAUGAACUCUGAGCUGAUGAGUCAGUACAUCAAGUUUGUUGCUGACCGGCUUUUGGUUGCUCUAGGUUACGAGAAGAAGUACAAAGUGGAAAAUCCUUUUGACUGGAUGGAAUUUAUAUCUUUGCAAGGGAAAACAAACUUCUUUGAGAAAAGAGUAGGGGAGUACCAGAAGGCAUCUGUCAUGUCAGGUCUUCAAGAUGCCGGGAAGAACUUCGUCUUUAACACGGAUGUGGAGUUCUAAUCUAAACAAAAUCACAGUUUUAUCUCAAAGUGCGAUGACAGCAGAAUCUGCAAGCGUAUAGCUCCCAGUUUAUGGUUACAGCUUCUAUCUAUACCCUAAUUAUAUUUGCACUCUUUUCCAAACUGGCAACUUGAUGUUAGGCCAUCUGUUAGUUCGUCCUUGCAUUAAUCUUUGCAGUCCUCUCAUGCCCUUAAGUCGCCACUCCUCCACCAUGAUUGUGUGUAAUGUGCAUGAUAAUGCUAAUUAUUUGCACUAAGCGGCUGAGGUUUUGACCUUUGAGAAUCUGUGGUUAUUAGGAAUUGGAUGAAGAAACAUAUAUAUUAGUUAUUUGUCCAGGUGUCGGUCUCUCUGCUUUCCCUAUUGGUUUCUACAUGAAUGGCUAAGUUGAUGUAGAUUCAUAGAAGCAAGGAAACCCAAGACUUAGCCAACCUCAUUUUCCUUGCCAUUUGCUUCUGGCCAAUGAGAGAGUGGACUUUUUUUUGUUCUGUUAGGUAGGGAAUUGAAAGCCUUUUCCCAAGUUGUAUUAGAAGUCAAGUUGGCCAAACUCCAAGGGGAGAAUGUAGCUUUCAUUAUCUGGAUAGGCUAAUGUAAUGAUUUACACUUCAUCUAUUGUUAAUCAUUAAACUAGAGGUGGGGUUUUGGGUUUGGUAGUGUCAACAAAUCACAUGACAUGAUGAAAUUAACUAAUCUUCUAUUAGUCUAUGCUGGUUUAAUUAAU
This is a messenger RNA of Linum tenue, 1905 nucleotides long. The record is from the annotation of a GenBank genome assembly. Lineage: Eukaryota; Viridiplantae; Streptophyta; Magnoliopsida; Malpighiales; Linaceae.